Molecule: messenger RNA, 1481 nt
Organism: Eurytemora carolleeae
Lineage: Eukaryota; Metazoa; Arthropoda; Copepoda; Calanoida; Temoridae
Gene: mRpS11
Product: 28S ribosomal protein S11, mitochondrial
Exons: 15
Coding region: 28-729 (233 amino acids)
Biological process (GO): translation
Cellular component (GO): ribosome
Molecular function (GO): structural constituent of ribosome
Source: RefSeq, a predicted model, not a curated record
UAUAUUUAUUUAUAUUUCAGAUAGAAAAUGAAUAUGGCUAAAAGUUUGUGGUUUUGUAGAAAAUCAAUUCCAAGUUUGCUUCACAAAAGUUUACCAUGUGUACCACGUAUUCUUGGUGAUCCUUUUCUGUAUCCUUCAAGAUAUAUUCAUACAUCAUUAAUACGUCAGGAAAAAGAUGACUCUAUCGUACCUGUUAAAGUUGCAGUUGGAAAAAAGGGAAUACUCUCAACCCGAACACAUCAGAAGAAUGAUGAACUACUGUCCUCAGGAGCUGUAGAGUUGGACUCAUUGCUAAUAGAAGAACAAUUAAUGAGUGAAGGAGAAUUUAAACGGUUUCCUGAUGAGGAGACCCCGGAUCUUCUUUUCAAUGGAAUUAAAUUUAAGGAUUUACCCUACGUAUUAAUGAGGCUUCAUAAACACAACACAAGACUAGUCGCCAGGCAUGCUGACCAGCGUUAUAUAUUCAUGAACUCCCCGGCAAUGCACGGUUUCACGAACGCCAAGAAGAGAACUUCAGUGGCCGGUCAAGUAGCAGGAAUGAUGAUGGGACAAAAACUUCGAAGUUACGGAAUUAAACACAUCAGAGUCCGGAUAAACGGGUUUAAUGCUGCAAGAGAAUCCACCAUCAAAGGAAUUACACAGGCCGGUAUCCAAGUAGUAUGCCUGGAGGAUCAGACUAAGGUUGAAUGGGGUUGGCCUCAGAGAGGAAAGGCCCGUCCUUCCAAGUAAAAAUGCGCCGUUCAAAUGUUCAAGGAAUCCUCCAAUGCGUAUUUUUGAUUUUUUGUAUCCUAAGAAAAUCCUCAUCAAUCUUUAGUACAACCAAACAAACCGAUGUAAUUUUUGUCAAAUAUUUCAGAUAAAAUGAAUUUAGUUCCGAUUGUGAGACAAGUUCUAGCUCCUAGGCUAUCAACUAGAUAUUUACACUGUACUAGACCCGUUCUGGUAAAGGAUAUAGAACACCGUGACGAGGGAAAGAGGAUAGUGGUGGAGGGGGUAAUCAAGGAGUCCCCCAGGGAGGGGUUGGUGGUCCACUGCUGUGCCCAGGAGGGAGGUCAUCAUAAAUGUCACCCAUUCUGUAAAUCAACUAUUGCACCUUUGGUUAAACACACAGACGUUUUAAUUCUUGAUCAAUUCCUUGAUGACAAAGGACAGUUGUAUAGUCAAGAAAACCUAGGGAUAUGUGCGCGUAUGUGGACAAGAUUAAGAAAGCUGACUGAAAUGUCACAACGGGCGGGGCUUAUGCCGGGAAAGGAAUUUUACUGCUCUGACAUAAGAGGGACUAAAUGGGGUUCCCAGAACAGCUACUGGGACGAGAAAACUAUUGAUAUUCAGUGGAAUAAGAAUAAGAAAAUAAAGCGCACCAUGCAGAUCAGAAGAGGGGUCUUCAACGAUUAGAGCACUUGUCUUAUAUGUUUUUGAACUGUUGUAUUUGUUAAAUAUGAAAUUACAAUGUUUGUAAAUUUACGCGGCAUUGUUUCAGA